AUGACACGUGACGAAAGAGAAGCACUAUCACAAUUACAUUAUUUUGUAAAACAAAAUAUUCCACGAAGAACCAUUUAUUACAUAUUGAACAAGUAUUUACGAUAUGGAAUUGCAAGAGAUCAACCGCGAAGUGGUCGUCCGCUGAAGUUAUCCAACAAAAAGCUGAAUGAUAUCGUCAAAUCUGUGAACAAUCGAUCUGGUAUCAGUCAACGUAAAAUAGGACGACGCUUUCAUGUACAUCAUUCAACUAUUUCACGUAAUCUUCGAAGAAGAACAUCGAUUCGUAUCAGAAAACGUCAAACGGCUCCGAAAAUGGACAGUGAAGACCAAGAAAAACGAGCAAAAACAAAUUGUGGAAAACUGUAUCGUAAAUUGUUGUCUGGUUGUGAUCUGAUCUUAGAUGAUGAAAAAUUUUUCCGUUGA
Messenger RNA from Rotaria socialis, 423 nucleotides. NCBI's taxonomy places the organism in Eukaryota, Metazoa, Rotifera, Eurotatoria, Philodinida, Philodinidae. The record is from the annotation of a GenBank genome assembly.